UUCGCCGUCACGAACAGCCCGUAGUUUCGGUACGAACAACAGUCUCGCAACUCGGGCGAAUGAGAUGUGGGAAGAAGUAUGAUUGGCGUGUUGAAAAUAGGGCGGGAAAAGUAGCGCCGGUAAGGUGGCGCCACCUGUGGCCGGCUGUCGCGAUACAAUUGUUAGUCAAAACAUCAUCGUAUUUAGGGUUCUAUUUAUAGUAAUGCACCCGUAACGUAUUAUCCCAGAUUGUUUUUGGUUGAAUGAAAUAAUCGAGGUUAUACAGUGAAGGUUAUGACUGUAGUAAGAAAAUUUUGGAAAAGUUCAACGACCCUGUGGUAAAUGUGACAAGAAUGGUACGGACCUACGGCCAUGUUUACACUGUAGCGAAUUCUGAUCAAUCGGGGGCCCUAAAUUAAACGGUGUUUGUUGAAAGAACAGUUGGACUUGGAUUGGUAAGUGAAUCGGUGACCAUUUGGAUUACUAACGGCGAUCAGCGUCGGCGAUGGAUACCAGCGACAGGGGGCUGAGUUUGGAUAACAGCAACCUGUCAAUGUCCUCCGUAGGGCCGCAGAGUCCUCUGGAAAUGAAGCCAGACACUGCCAGCCUCUUAAAUCCGGGCAGCUUUAGUCCCUCAGGACCCAACAGUCCAGGGUCAUUCAGCAUCGGAGGGCACAGCAGUUUGCUCAGCACGUCUCCUGGAGGUCAGAGCAAGACAGGAGGUGCCGGAUCACCGUAUCCGCCCAAUCAUCCUCUCUCAGGAAGCAAACACCUCUGUUCUAUAUGCGGGGAUCGCGCAAGUGGAAAACACUACGGAGUUUACAGCUGUGAGGGCUGCAAAGGUUUCUUCAAACGUACCGUACGCAAAGACUUGUCAUACGCAUGCCGGGAGGAGAAAUCGUGCAUAAUAGACAAAAGGCAAAGGAAUCGCUGCCAGUAUUGUCGGUAUCAAAAAUGUUUGGCAAUGGGCAUGAAACGCGAGGCGGUACAGGAGGAGAGACAACGUACCAAGGAAAGAGAUCAAAGCGAAGUUGAAAGCACUAGCAGUUUGCACGCUGAUAUGCCAGUAGAGCGCAUACUGGAGGCGGAGAAAAGAGUGGAAUGUAAAACCGAGCACCAAGGAAAUGACGAGAAUGCUGUAACUAAUAUUUGCAACGCGACGAACAAACAGUUGUUUCAGUUAGUCGAGUGGGCUAAGCAUAUUCCUCAUUUUACCUCGCUGCCGCUUGAGGAUCAAGUACUUCUUCUCAGAGCCGGAUGGAACGAGCUACUGAUAGCAGCAUUUUCUCACCGGUCAAUUGAAGUCAAGGACGGGAUUGUUCUCGCAACAGGAUUAACUGUGCAUGGUGAUUCCGCCCGUCAUGCAGGAGUUGGUACAAUAUUUGAACGAGUGCUUACAGAGCUAGUGGCUAAAAUGCGGGAAAUGAAAAUGGACAAAACGGAGCUUGGCUGUUUGCGAUCGAUCAUUCUUUUCAAUCCGGAUGCUCGUGGUUUGAAAUCUAGGCAAGAGGUCGAGCUACUCAGGGAAAAGGUUUAUGCAGCGUUAGAGGAAUACACCCGCACAGCUAGGCCUGACGAACCAGGCCGGUUCGCAAAACUUCUUUUAAGACUACCUUCGCUACGUUCUAUCAGCUUAAAAUGCUUGGAGCAUCUGUUUUUCUUUAAUUUAAUAGGAGACGUACCGAUCGAUACUUUUCUCAUGGAAAUGUUAGAGUCUCCAUCAGAUCCUUAGGAGCAAGAGGUGUGUCGCAUUUUGGGACACGCCGACAUGUGACUUCUGACGCAUUCUUUUUCAAUCCUAUUUCAAAAGCGAAAUAUUCGCAUUACCUGUUGUGUUUUUUUUUUUGUUUUUUUUCUUUUAUUUUUAUUUAUAAUUACUUUCAUUCCUAAUUCCCGUUUCAUUGUCAAUCCUUUCAAAUCCGGGGCCUUAUGCCUCAAAUGCGUCAGGAUAAAAUAAUAAAGUGUAAGUUGUAAGCCGUAGGUAAAAAAAGGUCAAGGCACACGUUGUUCUUUGUAAAUUGGCAUAUAAUUUUUUUUAAAUUUAUAUUUGCGUGUAAUAAUAAUAAUAAUAAUAAUCAUAUAUCUAUGUACACAAUAAAUGUGUAUCUUAUAAAUAAUUGGGGGGUUGAGAUAUAGCGUAGGUAGAAGAUUCGGUGGUGACAAAAUUGAGAUAAACGUGAUACAAAUACGGUGCUAUUUUAUUCUGAAAUUUAGCAGUUAAGUAUUCAAAGUAAAAAAUUAUUAGCUAUUGCAAUUGAUGUAUUUGUAAUGGGCUGUAUAGAGGUACAACUUCAACUCGAUGUCUUUAAGGAAUUCUUUGUCCGGAAAGGUCUGCAGACGGAAAUUAUUUAACAACGUAUAAUUAAUCAUUUUUCCCGUAAUUUUCCGUAAAAAAUAUUUGGACUGAGCGUAAGAUUUUCUGAAUAUCAGUUACCUGAUCGUAAUAAGAGUUAGUUACUUGGAAAAAGAUAUCGAUUAACUAAAAUUUUCGGAAAAAAUGAAUUCAAAGGCUUCUAUGUGAGCUCAUAAUCGUGAAAAUUUCGCGGUAAUAAGUUGUCAUUGGUAAAUUCAUUAUGAAACAUAUCUCAAGAUUAAGUGUCUCUGGCAAUUAUUUAUUGAAAUACUUCAACUACGGCUUACAAUUUACACAACCGUUAGUCAGGAAGCUUGGCAAAACUUAAUUAUAACAAAAGAAAAGAUGGAAAUGUCUUAUUUUUACUAAUAAUAUGUCAACAUAAUGGAUUGUAUUUUUGUUGAACUGAGGUUGAACGAACGUAGCCACCUACAUAUAGGUGUGCCUGUAGACAUAUGUUAUGAAAUAAUGUUCCUAAGAUAGUUGUUAUUUUCACAGUUUUUAAUUAAUCUUUAAUUACUAUAUUAUUUCUGCUUUGUUCGCCUAUGAUCGACAGGUGGCGUUAAUAAUGAUUUUUAUACAUAAUCAUUGUUUCAGUAAAUAAAAAUACAAUCCAACCAUAAUAUUGACGCGAAAAAUCUUUGGCCCGACACAAUAUACAGAUAUUUGAUCACAGUAAUUUAUUAUUAUUAUUAUUAUUACCAUUAUUAUUUGUAUAUUAGAUCAAACUAAAAGAAUUUGAUAAUUCAUUGAUUUAACUGUUAUACAUAUGGAAUUGUUCUUUUUUUCGUUUAUGUUUUAUGCAUCAUAUAUAUGUAUAUUACAUUACAUUGUAUUAUGUUACAUUAUAACAUAUUUUAAGAUUGGAUUAUAUUGUACACACGAUAUAGGUAAAUAGAUAGAGAAAGAAGAUCUGUAGCAUAAUUCUCGGAUAAUUGAAUUAAAUCUUCAGAAUAACAAAUUUGAACAUCAGUCCAGUUGAUGAUAAAAAAUUCACAAUCGCAAUUGUUGUAUUUUUUAUCUAUUUUUAGGAUUUUUUUCAAAACUGAUGAUAGAGUUACAGUCAGUUAUCAAAAAUAUUUAAAUAACGUAAAAGUGUUAUUUCUGACUUUACAGGUAUUCCUGACUAGUUAUCAAAAAGAUGGCUCGUUGCAGAGAUAUUUUGUUCACAACGGCUUAUUAUGUGUGAUCUAAAUAUUUACAAAUACCAUGCAUAAUAUGGAAACUCGACAACAUUAAAGCUAAAUAUAUAUACAUAUAUAUGUAUAUAGUCUUAUUAACGAUGCAGUGGAUAAAAUUAAUUGUGUUAGGAAUUCGGUGAAUCACCGAUUUAGUUUAGUGAUUGACGAGUCGUGCUUUGAAUCUGAUCUAACGAUAAUGCAUUGAAUUGAUAUUUUACUGUUCUAGGUUAUUGGAUAUCAGAAUCAAGCAUAGAUAAAUUUCGAUUACGAUUAUUCGUGUUAAAUUAUUCGAUAGAAGAGAAUGCUAAUAAUCAAAUGAAAUGAGGUGAAAAUCGGGCAAUUUAUAUUUUUGUUAUAUUUUUCAAAUAAUGGAGGCAUCAAUAUUCUUGCCGGAUUCAAGUCCCUCAACUUUUUAAAUAUUAUUAUAUAUGUAGGACAAUACAUACGAAAAAUUGAACACAACUAUGAAUAAAAAUGUUGUGUAAUCUUACUGCGAAGCCAAAUAAUCAACUUUUUUCACAUAGCAGUGAAUUAAUUCCUCAUGUGUCUUUAAAAGCAUUCUUUGCUAUCGUAUCUUCGAUAGUUUCGCAUCUUCUAGUAUUAAUUAUUUUAUCAAUCAUAGGUGGAUGAUCAUACUUAUUACGAUAUGAAUAGAUUCAUAAAUUAUGGAAAUUAAUAUUAUUAUAUUAUUAAAAAUAUUUCUAUUUGCGUGUGAUUGCCUGCGAUUGUUAGAGCUGUUGGUUAUUGUUAUGUGCUUGAAGAGGAAGAUGUAGAGAAAUUGGAGAGAGUAUUUACUGUUAUCCUUACACGAUACAUAUUAACAAAUUGUAUACUUUUAAUUCGUAAUUUUUAUUUUAGCUUUUUUUCUGCUGCAUUGGCGUUGAAAUUAUUCCUAGUAACUGAUAGUUUAUAAUACAUUGUAUUCAACUUAUCAGGAAGUACGAAAUUUAAAAUUGGUUCCAGAAACUAAUUUGAAAAACGAAAAGCUUACUUCCCGUGAAAAAAUGUAUUAUUUAUUAGCAAACUUGUUUGUUGACUUUAAUGAAUUAUUGGCUGAAUAUCACCGGAACUAAAAAGUAUAACAAAGUAUGGAAAGCUUAGAUGAUCUUGAUGUAUUUUGUCAGUUUUGCAGAAAGUUGGUAUGAUGACUCUUCGUAACGUCAGACUUUGUAUAUUAUGCUAUCGUGUAAAAAUGUAAACAACUCCCCUAAUUAUAUAUGCGUAAAUAUAUAAUGAAGCAAUACGGCGUCUAUGAAGAUUAUUUAUAUUCUGUAUAAAUAAGUUAUUAUUAUUCCUUAAAUAAUAUGUUUGUUUCGCAAUUCGAAAUAAAUGUAACCGUUGGUACGAAAUUCUUGCGGAAAUUUAACAGAAUUGUGGGGUGCGAGUGUUGUUACCUGUGGAUAGAUUUUCAAUAUAAAUAAUAAAUAUAUAAAUGUUACUAUAAAACGAAAAUAUCUAUAUUUCUAAAUUGUAACUCAUCUUUUAAUGAACACAUACAAUAAGAAAACCUCAGUAGUCGGUCAGUAGAUUAGAUUUUAUUAAGCUACAAAUAUUUAAUAUUACGAGUAAUAUUCAAUUGUAAAUUAUAUUGCGCGAUAUAUACGAUGUUAUAAUUGUAAUAAGGAAAUAUAACAUUACAUUUAAAAAAUAAUUAAUCAAUCCCUGAUAUAAAUGAUACAAAGCCGAUAAUAAUAUUAUACAUAAUUUUUGGUUACAAAUGUCAAAGUGAAAUGAAAUAUUGUUAGAGUUUAGACUAUGAACACAAACGUCUUUGGUGUAUUACUAGUAUACGCUUUUGCCAUAUGUCGUUUCAUAAUAUAACAUAGAUAAAUGGAAUAAUACGAUGCUCAAAUUGUGUUUAACGUUUUCUCAGCUUAGCGCGCAUAAUGUCUUAAAAAUAAAACA
Messenger RNA from Diprion similis, 5418 nucleotides. RefSeq names its product retinoic acid receptor RXR (gene Usp). Gene Ontology annotation, biological process: cellular response to ecdysone; cell differentiation; anatomical structure development. The coding region runs from base 485 to 1711 and encodes 408 amino acids. NCBI's taxonomy places the organism in Eukaryota, Metazoa, Arthropoda, Insecta, Hymenoptera, Diprionidae. Gene Ontology annotation, molecular function: nuclear steroid receptor activity; zinc ion binding; nuclear receptor activity. The record is from RefSeq and is a predicted model, not a curated record. The transcript is spliced from 5 exons. Gene Ontology annotation, cellular component: activator ecdysone receptor complex; nucleus.